Molecule: messenger RNA, 1309 nt
Organism: Drosophila biarmipes
Lineage: Eukaryota; Metazoa; Arthropoda; Insecta; Diptera; Drosophilidae
Product: elongation of very long chain fatty acids protein F
Exons: 3
Coding region: 485-1273 (262 amino acids)
Biological process (GO): fatty acid elongation, monounsaturated fatty acid; fatty acid elongation, saturated fatty acid; sphingolipid biosynthetic process
Cellular component (GO): endoplasmic reticulum membrane
Molecular function (GO): fatty acid elongase activity
Source: RefSeq, a predicted model, not a curated record
UGUCAGUUUCCUUUUGGUCGACCGAAGAAUUUAAGUAAAACAUUCCUAUCAUGAUAUCAACAGAACUACAUUUCUCCUAAGAAGCCAAUCAUCUUAUUGACAAUAGUUGAGUCGCCAUUGCGAAAACGACUGAGAAUCGGGAAGUAAAACAUAAAAAGACAGCUCUUUUUUAAAUUUAUAUUUUUACCUCCCUCAACGGAGUUUAUAUGUCCGAAAACCUUUCUAACAAACCUUACAGAAUUCCAACUCCGGAAUUAGAAAUUCAAAUCUGUGCGCUUCUUGGCCAGAGAGUUGGGCUGUAGAAGUAACAUAGUGUAUGCAAAAGCAUACCUAAUCAGGUUUCAUCGGCGUGUGACCACUCAAUAAGUGGGGGCCCUCCUCUUGGGGCACCCAGUGGUUCCAUUUGGAAUACAUUGUUGCAAGUGCUUGUCUUUCUAAGGAGGCGGACGCCAGGCAAGUGCCUCAGAAAGUCUACGGAGUCACCAUGAACUCAACGAUAUUGGAAGUGUUCCGGGGAGGUCCGGCGGAUCCCGUGCAGCUGCCUUUGUUCGGUUCUCCUCUGCCAGCGAUUGCGAUUACUUUCCUAUAUCUACUACUCGUUCUCAAAGUGGGUCCUGAUUUUAUGGAGUGUCGUAAGCCCUAUAAUGUGCGAACUGCCAUGUUGAUCUAUAAUCUCUGUCAGGUUUUUAUGAACGCUGCCCUUUUUAUUAAGGGCACUGAAUACCUCUUUGUGAGAAAAGCCUAUAACUUCCGCUGCAUGCAUAUGCUUCCCUUGGAUCAUCCCGAAAAGAAUGCCGAUCGGAUGUUCACCUACUUCUUCUUUCUCAACAAGGUGGUGGACCUGGUGGACACUGUAUUUUUUGUGCUGAGGAAGAGCAAUAAGCAGAUCACUGUUCUGCACGUUUAUCAUCAUGGGUUAAUGACCCUGGGAGUGCCCAUAGUAUACUAUUUCUACGGACCCGGAGGGCAGUACAACACCAUGGGCUACCUCAACUCAUUCGUGCACGUGGUCAUGUACUCGUACUACUUUGUUGCCGCUGGGUAUCCGCAAGUGAAAAAGACUUUCUGGUGGAAGCAGUACAUCACCAAGUUGCAGAUCCUUCAGUUCGCCAUCCUCUUCGCCCAAGCCUUCCUGACCAUGUGGCUGAAUCCCGGCUGCACCUUUCCCAGACCCCUUCAGUUCAUGCAGAUUGCCGUUUCCGCCUCCAUGAUGGUCAUGUUCGGCAACUUUUACUAUCAAACAUACCUCAAAGCCAAGAGCAAAAAACAAUGAGUUGUGAACCAAUUAAAUUUCUCUUUUCGAAAUUGA